AUGGUCGGUAAAAGAUACUUCACAGCUGGGAUCUUGGAUGUGGAGAAAAAUACUGAAGAGUUAUUGGGGAAUGGAGGAUGUAUGGGAAUGGGUAUAACAAUGAAUGCUAAGGUUGAGGAUUGUAUUCACCACAGAAGGAAGAACCAUCGGGUUGUGAUUCUUAAUAGGAUUGAGGUGGAGAUCGAGAAGUUUAAAGAGAAUAGGAAUGUUGAAGAGGAUGAUAUAUAUCUAUGGAGGAGUGGAAAUGACAAAUACAGAAGGAAGUUCUUAACAACAGAAACUUGGCAGGUUAUCCGAAAAAAACACCAAGUAUAUGAUUGGCAUAAGGCUAUCUGGUUUAAAAAUGCGACGCCUAAAUAUGCUUUUGUGACCUGGGUUGCUAUGAGAGACAGGCUUUCAACCGGGAGUAGAAUGGUGCAAUGGAAUGCAAACGUUGACGCCUCUUGUAUCUUAUGUCAAACUCCUAUGGAGACAGUUGGUCAUCUUUUCUUUGAGUGUCCAUUCUCUGAGCAGAUAUGGAGGAAUCUGGCGAGAGGUGUAAUGAGGGAGAGAUACACAUCAAACUGGUCUGAGAUAGUAAGGGUCUUAAUGGAUGAGAAGCAAGAUAAGCUUCAACUCUUCACUAUCAGAUAUCUAUUCCUAUCGAUUUUCAAUAGCUCAGAGGAGGAAGGAUAA
This is a messenger RNA of Brassica napus (rape), 675 nucleotides long. RefSeq lists its product as uncharacterized. Bases 1 to 675 code for a protein of 224 amino acids. The record is from RefSeq and is a predicted model, not a curated record. The transcript is spliced from 3 exons. Lineage: Eukaryota; Viridiplantae; Streptophyta; Magnoliopsida; Brassicales; Brassicaceae.